This is a messenger RNA of Pseudophryne corroboree (corroboree frog), 1911 nucleotides long. It is a transcript of the gene RWDD2A, whose product is annotated as RWD domain containing 2A. Gene Ontology annotation, molecular function: protein binding. Lineage: Eukaryota; Metazoa; Chordata; Amphibia; Anura; Myobatrachidae. The record is from RefSeq and is a predicted model, not a curated record. The transcript has 3 exons. The coding region runs from base 203 to 580 and encodes 125 amino acids.
GCGGGUUCCCCCUGCUGACGUUGAACAGAGCAGUGUCUGUGACGCGGCUCCAGCAGUAGAGCCAGACAGAGGCUGUGCUGUGACGUGUCCGCUUCCUGCAGCCGCCCAGUGCUUGUGCUGCAUAGUAGGAAGCGGGGAGAUGACAGGAGCCAAUCACAGUGCAGGAGGCGGAGCACGACGUGUCUAAACUGUGACGUCACUGAUGCAGCCGGUCGGACUCGAGUUGGAGCUACUCUGCUGUCCAUGUAUUACUAUGAGUGACAUCACUAGGGAAUGCCUUACGCUUCAGCUCUUAGAGAUGGAAAUGCUCUUCUCUAUGUUUCCUAACAAAAAGGAUAUAAUCCUGAAUGAUGUGAAUUCCGUUACCAUCACACAGAAAUAUCUAGAGGGAACUAAUGAACCCUUUCCACCGUCAAUUGAAUUUACAGUUAUUGUUAUAACCGAGGAUCAGAAGGAGAAAGCAGAGAUGAAUGUGUCACUUCCUCACAGUUAUCCCACAAAGAAGCCGCAGUUGUUUGUACGGUCUGCUGGUUUGGACAAGCAGCAACACAACGUACUAAACAAAUGCCUGGCGUCCUAAAUUAGUUCAUUGGAUCGAGGGGAUCUCUGUAUCACAAACGCUGUACAGUGGCUGAGAGAAAACCUAUCUUCAUACAUACAGAGUCCCAAGCACACCAGUGAGCCUGAAUUAGAGGUGAACACAGUGGCUAGUACUUUUCAUCGUAAGUGGAUCUAUAGCCACCAUAUCUACCGCCAGGAGUUACGGAAGAAGAUCUUGGACUGUGCUGGACGACUUCACUUAACUGGCUUCUGCUUGACAGGGAAGCCUGGCGUCAUAUGUGUAGAGGGGUCGAAGGAGCAAUGUGAGGAAUUCUGGCGUGAUAUCCGCUACCCUAACUGGAAGCACAUCUCAUGUAAGCACAGCGAGAGCAAGGAUGUGACUGGUUCCACAGAUGAUCUGCGCCUCUUCUCUUCCUUUGAAGAGCUGACAUUUGCUGCACAUGGAGACUAUGGACUCAGGAACGAUUACCACAUGGACCUAGGGCAGUUUUUUUAAUACCUCCGACAGCAUCAUAGUGAGCACAUCUUUCAGAUUUUAUUUGGUAUUGAGGGGAAAGCAUAAUGUGUCCAACUCUGUGUAUACUUAUUGUAAGGAAAAUAAAGGCAAGAAUUAGAGUGACCUGAAUGCACAGUAGUGGUUUGUGGUAAUCACAUUUUAUUUACCCCAGAUCUCACUCAGAGGGAAUACAACCCUGCCAGCAUGUGGCAAUCAUUUAACAAUCUCUCUACUAAAAGUGGUACUGAAACUAUUUGCUCUUAUUCUAUCCUUGCCAGUCCUGAGAUGUCUCUUAACAUCCAGACACUGGAUAGACGGGGUGUAGUAUGGUAUGCCGGCGGCUGGGCUCCCGGCGACCAGCAUACCGGCGCCGGGAGGCCGACCGCCGGCUUACCGACAGUGUGGCGAGCGCAAAGGACCCCUUGCGGGCUCGCCACCCUGCGGGCACGAUGGCGCGCGUUAUUCUCCCUCCAGGGGGGUCGUGGACCCCCACGAGGGAGAAUAGCUGUCGGGAUCCCGGCGCUGGUAUACUGUGCGCCGGGAUCCCAACAUUCGGCAUACUGAAGACCACCCGAUAGACCUGAUCCGUACAACAACAGCACAAACAUCCUUCUCUAGUUGUUGCACUUGAUGCUGAAAAGCCAUUGGUCUAGAAACCUUAGCCAGUAAUUUACAGGAUCUCCACACUAUAUAAUAGCCCACAGACAAUAGUCACAACUAAUGGAUUUCAUAUUCUUCAAUCACUAUAUCUAGUGGUAUCGACAAUGUUACAUAUUCUUGCCGCUUACUAUGCUUUGAUUAUUAAGCUUCUAGUGAUCAAAAUCUGAUAUACAGUAACAAAGAUAUUAUGGACA